Synchytrium microbalum is the source of this 7866-nucleotide messenger RNA. RefSeq lists its product as uncharacterized. NCBI's taxonomy places the organism in Eukaryota, Fungi, Chytridiomycota, Chytridiomycetes, Synchytriales, Synchytriaceae. The coding region runs from base 1 to 7866 and encodes 2621 amino acids. The transcript is spliced from 36 exons. The record is from RefSeq and is a predicted model, not a curated record. Gene Ontology annotation, cellular component: cytoskeleton; myosin complex. Gene Ontology annotation, molecular function: ATP binding; protein binding; cytoskeletal motor activity.
AUGUCUUUGACACCUGGUACCUGGGUAUGGUAUCCGGGUGGAGAUGGAGCUCUUCACGCUGGAACGGUGACAUCUUCACAAGGAAAUCAAGUAGUUAUACAUCCGUCAUUAACGGCCACAGAGGAUGUUGAAUGUGCUGCUGCUGAUGUCAAGGUUUUACAUCCAUCGUCGCAGAAGGGUGUGGAUGAUAUGAUUACCUUGGUGGAUUUACACGAAGGAGCCCUGUUUCAUAAUCUGUCGAUACGAUACUCGAAGAAUGAGAUCUAUGCAAGUCACUGUACCUAUACUGGAAACAUUUUGGUAGCCAUGAACCCGUACAUCAAUCUUCCUAUUUAUGACAAGGAGACAGUGAGAAAGUACAAGGGAGUGCCACUGGGGGAUUUGGAUCCACACGUUUUUGCAAUUGCUAACGAGACAUACUAUGCCAUGUCAAGAUUUAAAAAGAAUCAAUGUGUUGUCAUCAGUGGAGAAUCUGGUGCAGGCAAAACAGAGACAACCAAAUUGAUUCUACAAUACCUGGCCGCAAUUUGUACAGAACGGUCUCUUGUACAGGAGCAAAUUCUUGAAGCUUCUCCGAUUCUUGAAGCGUUUGGUAACGCCAAGACAGUCCGAAAUGACAAUUCGAGUCGAUUCGGAAAAUUCAUUGAGAUUCAGUUUGGAAAGGACGGGAAUAUCAAGGGUGCCAUGAUGUUGGAGUGUAAGUGGUUUGAUGAUUUGGAGAUUGUUAAUAUGAAUAUGAUUACAGCCCUAACCUGGUUGUAUUCUUUAGAUCUUCUGGAGAAGUCUCGAGUAGUAGCUCAAUCACCAGACGAAAGAAAUUACCAUGCGUUUUACGCAUUGUUAGCUGGUGCAACUGAUGAAGAAAAAGAAACAAUGUCGUUGGGUCCACCGUCAUCGUUUUACUACCUGAAUCAAAGCGGAUGUCUAUCAAUAAAGAGCGUUGAUGAUGCUGCCGACAUGAAGGCGAUCAGAGAGUCAUUUAGAACACUCAAAUUUGGAGAAUAUGAGCAAGAUAUUUUAAAAAUGCUCGCUGCCAUCUUACAUCUCGGAAAUCUGACUUUUGCGGCUGCUGAAGAAGAAGCGGAUGGAUCAACUAUUAUAAACACUGAUGUUUUGGCCAUUUCAGCAAAACUCAUUGGUUUGGAAGCCAGCAAGUUGGGCAACGUGUUGAUCAGUAGAACGACUGUCACUCGUGGAGAAACGUUUGUUACUCCCUUGAGUAAAGAGAAGGCUCAGGAUUCUCGAGAUGCUCUGGCAAAAGCACUAUACGGUCGAAUGUUUACAUGGAUUGUAAACCAAAUCAAUAUCACCACACGACACAAGGAGGAUUUGCAGUUCGUUGGAGUACUCGACAUUUUUGGAUUUGAAGAUUUUGCCCUGGAACAAGAAGAUUAUGAUCGGGAGGGUAUCAGUUGGAAAAAGAUUGAUUUCGUGGAUAAUCAGCCAUGUAUUGACUUGAUCUCCAAGAAACCGGUUGGUCUGCUGUCGCUGCUAGACGAAGAGACAAACUUUCCAAAGGGUACCGACCAGACAUGUUUGGUCAAGUUCCAUAACAACCACGAAAAGAAUCCAUAUUAUGCCAAACCGAAAACCCAAAGUCAAAUAUUUGGUAUCAGACACUACGCUGGCGAAGUCACAUACCAAAUCCAGAACUUUUUGGAAAAGAAUCGUGAAACGAUACGGUCUGAUUUAUUGGAACUGCUGAAUUCCUCAGAGUCUAGCUAUGUCGCCGACCUUUUCCCUUUCACCAUGGAAGCUCCCCCAACCGGAAGUAUGGGCGACUUGACUGGGACCAUUCGAGGCAGUAACGCUGCACUGGCCUCAUUGUCUAGUAGCAGCGAUACGUUGUCAAGGUCUGGCUCGUAUGGUACGCUAAAGGCCAGCAACAAGAGCUCCAAGAACCCUACUGUUGGAGCUCAAUUUCAUUCGUCAUUGUCUGAAUUGAUUUCGACAUUGGCCUCGUGUAAUCCGUACUUUGUACGAUGUAUCAAACCAAAUCCCCAAAAGAAACCUGGUCUCAUAGAACGAUCUCUAGUAUUAGCUCAGCUGCGGUACUCUGGUAUGCUGGAAACCAUUAGAAUCCGUCGAGCUGGAUAUCCAGUCCGCAUAAAUUACGUCGAAUUCCUUGCCCGAUAUUGGAUAUUGAUACCAUCAUUGCGGAAAUCCGAAGAGCAGAAGGAUGCUUCAGCAAAAAUCCUAGCAACUCUGCCCUCAACCCAUAAAGAACUGUGGGCUAUGGGAGCCACGAAACUUUUCCUCAAAACUGCAUUCGAAUCGGUGUUAGAAGCUACCCGUGCUACUCGUUUGCUCACAUUCGCCGUGAAAAUACAGGCACUCGGUAGAAUGGUGCUGGCCAGAAAGCAAUAUAGACUGAAGAAGAAGAACGUCAUCACUUGCCAGAAAGCUGGUCGUCGAUGGCUGGGUCGAAGACAACUGGCACUCAUGCUUACACGGAUCAUUAUUUUGCAAUCAUUGAUGCGUGGUCGAAACGCUCGGCGGAAAUAUCAACCCAUCAUUCAAGAAAGAAUACGUAAAGCCAAGGAAGAAAAACUGGCCAAGGAGAAGGCUGAGAGAGAAGCUGCAGAAUUGGCUCUCAAACGUGCUGAAGAAGAAAGGGCAGCCGCUGAGGCAGCAGCUAUAGCGGCCGCAGAAGCAGCUGCUCGAGCCGAAUUAGAUGCUUUGGCAGCAGCCGAAGCAUUGGCAAAAUCAGAAGCAGAAAGUGCUGAUGUCAAAUCUAAAGAGGCCAUUGAAAUCGAAAUAGAAGAAGCAGAAGACGAAGACGAGUUUGAAGGAAUGUCGCCUGAUGAAAAAGAGCGACAACGAAAGCUCUUGUCAUAUUUGGAGCAGAAGAACAGUCGUCGUAAUUCUGCCAUACGUCAGUCCAUGUUGAUACCUCAACAUGUCGUCGUUCCAGUUAUUGCUCCUCCGGCCGAACCAGACGCUGGACUGCCUGAAGAACUAGAGAAGAAAUUGUCAUUCAAUGUGUUGGCCAUGCUCAACCCCAUCAAGUCGACACACGUCUUCAAUUCUGAAUCUUUAACCCAUUCAGAAGAAGGAGGUGGCGGAGGUCGACUGUCGUUGGUCUUGAAUGAGAGCUCUAGACCAAACGCCUCUAGUGAACGCCUGUCUCAAACCGAACGUUUGACCGGAGUUGGUAAUAUGGCUGCCUUUGCCAAUUUCGCACAGUUGCACUUCCGAGAAGGAAUGUCUGCCAAUGCCUCCAAGCUAUGUCCCAAGGCUUCUCUCUUAAAAUUGUCGUCAGGGUUGUCAGAUAUUGCCAUCGAUAUGUUUCGCGCCAUCCUGAAGUUCGUUUACCUUGACGGCUUGACUGCCAUGGCAUGCCUACAAAUAAUCAACUACAUGAUUGGAAAGGCUCUAAUCAAUCCUCAGAUGGUGGACGAACUCUUUGCUCAAAUAUUGAAACAAACUUUCCAAAACCCAAACCAAACCUCGGCAGGCCGAGCUUGGACACUGGUGGCUUAUGUAACUGGGAUAUUCAAACCGUCUCAGUACAUGUUUGCCUGUGCAAGGUCUUACAUUCAAGCUGCUGCUCCAUCAGAUCUGAGAGAUCUGUGCUUGAGCAAUAUGUCGCAGGCUGGAAAUCACGGCUCUCGUCUCGAGACGCUGACAUCUGUAGAAUAUUUGUCUGUUGAGAACCGAGAAGAUCUUUUAUUGGACGCCUUCUUCCCUGAUGGAGAUCGUCUUGUAUUCAAGGCUACUUCAGGCAUACUGGCACAACAAGCUGUCGAGAUCCUGGUUGCUGCCAAAAAGCUCAAGAAUCCAGGCGACUACACUCUCUAUGCAGAGUACUCAGGCAAAUGUAUCCGUAUUAUUCCAGAGGAACAUUUGUUUGAUGUCUUGUCUCAAUACGAACAAAGCAUGAUGACGAAAUCAGACACAGCCCAAGAAUGGGUGUCUGCUAAGAUAAAGGAUGCUCAGCUUAAGAAGCUCGGAGCCAGCGAUCCAUCGCUACAGCAAGGAGGCCCUCGUAUGUCUCAUGCAUCACGGAAGGAUGAAUUGGAUCAUCAGAUAAUAAAAGGUCCUCCUUCUCAACCUCAGCCAAAAACAUCUAGCAAGAUAUACGAUGCUCCCAUAGUACCACCAGUUCCUCCUAUGCCUCCUCAAGUUCCGCGUGUGCUGGAACGUGCUUUAUCGAACUCUAGUGUAGUGCCUCCUCCACCAUUGCUGAGACCAACUUCAAUGGCUCAAACGAAAAUGCUAAGUCAGGAUGAACCUACGACUCCUCAGCGGCUGUCUACUUCGGCGUUUGGCAACGCCUUUGGUGCUCCUCCUCCACCUCCUCCUAUGCCACCCUCUAUGCCCUCAAAUGGUCGUCCAUCGGUUGCAAAUCAAAGCAGUGGAUCGGCUCGUCCAUCUGUUUCAUCAGGAGGUCCACCACCGCCGCCGCCACCUCCUCCACCGCCAGCACCAAUAGCAUCUCAAAAUUCUAACACUUCGAUAAUGUCGGACAGUGGUGGAAGGAGUAGCGACGCUCCACCACCACCACCUCCUCCUCCUCCACCGCCACCAUUGCUAGGUGCCAGCAAAGAACAGCCCCCCAAUACUCCUCCUUCAUCUAGGAAGCCAGUGACGCCACUGCCAAAGUCCAAUAUAUCAUCUCUUGGCAAUACAGCACCACCGCCACCACCUCCGCCUCCUCCUGCUGCCAUGGGAGGUAUUCCACCGCCUCCUCCAAUAAAACCAACUUCACUGUCGACAGGUGCACCACCACCGCCACCGCCAGCUCCAUUGGUUGCUAAAAAUGUCAGCAGUGGGCCUCCUCCUCCGCCACCAGCUCCUUUAGUUGCGAAAAACACAAGUGGUAGCAGCGGUCCUCCACCGCCAGCGCCAGUUUUGGGAUCAGCCCCAGUAUUGAAGCCGGGAACUGUCAGAGGCGCUUGGCAACCCAAGAGUCCUCAAAAUGCAGGUGGUCCGCAGUCGCCACCAAUAGUCAGUCCUCCACCAGGUCCUGCCCCUGUUCUUGCUGGCACUGUGAGGAGGAACCAAUCGCCAAUAUCACCCAAUGCGCCGGCUCCCGUUUUGCCAGGAAAGGCUCCGGGACCACCACCAGUAUUCAAUAAAGCUGGUCCCAGUGUACCGCCACCAAUUAAAUCUCCAGCUGCAACAAGCCCAAUAGUACCUCCUAAACCUCUUCAAGUCGGUGCGAAAGCUUCAGGCGGGCCUCCUCCACCGCCUCCACCGCCAGCAUCUACAUCAAGUGGUGGAUCAACAUUAGCAGAUCUCAUAAAAUCGAAAGUGCUCAAUAAGCAGCCUCCUCCCUUGCCAGGACCGCCAUCAAUUCCCUUUGGUGAAAGCGGCUACCCGUGGAAAUUGUAUCUGAAAAGGGCAGUUGUGCUGCCGAAUUACCUCUGGUCUGAGAACUUGGAGCUGGAGCUGACCUUUAAACAGAUUACUGCAGAUGCAAGACCACCAUUCUGCCCAUCAGGACAGGUCGAUAAGGUGCAAAAAUUGAUUGCUAACGGUGGCAAGCAAGAUGCCAUUAAAGCUGCUAUGGAGUGGCCCAACUACUUUGGAAAGAUGUUUAUAGCCAGGGAGGAAUCUCUCGGCAUUCAACAUGCAGUCAUUACAGUCAAUCAAAAGGGUCUAACGGUUUCGUCUUCUCGUGACUCACUUCAGGAUGUGGUGGCUCAAGCUCCAUUUGAACGUGUGAAUAUUACAACGGCUUCAAACAAGAUCCUGUCUGCUUCAAUCGGAAACAAGAAGCUAGAUUUGCUCACAAAUGGUGAAGCAGUUCAAAAGUCUGUUGAGGCUUACGUCAAUGGCUUGAAGUCAAACUCAACAUGGGCAGUAUCUAUAACUGCGUACAAGGGAGAUGCUGGUGGCGGCAAACUUUCGUUCCCACCACAUGUUGUCAUUAAGAUCACAGAGCGUGAUCCUGACAGUGGAUGGUUGCAGGGUAGUUAUGAGAAUGAGUCUGGUUGGUUCCCAUCCGAGUCUAUUCAGUUAAUGAUUGAAGAGCCAGAAUUUGAUGCAUCUGGCAGGCCUAUCAUGCCUGCUUCAAUGGCCAAAAGCACACCCGUCAUCGACGAAACUCAAGCAGCUAGGGCUCGUGCUCGUGUUGAAAAAGAUGAACGAGAACUUGCAGCUGUUGCCGCGACACCCAAACCUAGUGUGGAUUCUCCGUCACAAGGUGGUGAUCCAGACGCCAAAUACACCAUGUUGGAAUAUGCUCGGCUAUACUUUGCGGACGAUUCGAUGGAGAAGAGUGUCACUCAGAACGUGCGCACAAAAGCAACAAUUGCUACAUUACGAGGAGCUCCUGCAGGUGGUAUCUCAGCUGCUGCGGGACAGUAUGGUACAAUCAAAAAGUACCAGACAAUGAAGCAAAGCAACCUUCGAUCAUCAUCCGACUUGGGGUCUGGUGAAGUUCUCGGCGUGUUUGGCUGGCAAGAUUUAGUGGCCAAGAUCAAGUACACAGAUAUGCCAAUAAAAAGCCCAUUGAACAAGCUUGAGCCAAGUGAUGCUCCGCUUGCUGUUGAGUGUUUCCAAAUGCUGAUGAUGUAUAUGGGAGACAUGCCCUCGAAGAAACCCCGUCAUCAAAUGGCAGCUGGUCUCAUCACUUUGGGCAUGCAACAAGAUUCAAUGCGUGAUGAAUUGUACUGUCAAGUGAUUAAGCAAGUCACCAGCAAUCAAAGUCCUAGACCUGAGAGUUGUAAACGUGCUUGGGACAUACUCUGCUUCUACACCACUUUCUUCCCACCGUCGAAUACUUUUGAUCCAUAUCUUCGCAAAUUCUUGUCUAAUGCCAGUGAGAAGACACGGGAAUUCUCCAAUAUCGCUAUCGAUUGUGAUUCCCGUUUGUCAAAGACCAAAAUACAUCCUCGAACGAUAGCGCCAGGAGAAACAGAAUUGACUUCAAUUGAGAACAAGGUGCCUAUGCACGUCAAAGUCUUCUUCCCUGAAUCGAGCAACAAGUCGUAUGUACUUGACUCUCAUACCUCAGCACGUGAGAUUCUGAAGAGAGUGUUUGAAAAGUACGAGUUGCCUGACAGUACAAGCGAGUAUGGUCUAUACAUUGUCUUGUCAAAUAGUCAAAGUGCAUUACCAAUUUUGCCGAAUGAUAAGAUGAUUGAUAUCAUAUAUUUGGCUGACACCAUCAUGGAGGAGUUGAACGCAAGCUCCUUGGAGGUUAUUCAAUACACCAUCUACUUUUGCCGAAAACUGUGGUUGAAUGAACCCGUCAACAACUCUUCAGCAUUGAUGAACUUGAUUUACUUCCAGCUCUUGAAGGACUUUUUGAAUGGAAAUCUUUUCAGUAAUGUCGAAUUGGAGCAUAGCACUGUCCGCAGUACAGCAGAGCUAGUUGCCCUUCAAGUUUUCAUUCAGCAGCAACUCAAACCAGGCGAAACCGUUAGCUCGUACGAAAAAUUCAUACCAGACAUUGUCAGAGGAAUAGUAACGGCGGCAGCUUGGACAUUAGAAGUCCAACGGUGUCUUACGAGCAUCAAGCACAAGUCUGUUGAUGAUGCAAAGCGCAACUUUGUGGAGAUUAUCAAGAGCUGGGAUUUGUUUGGCUGCAAUUUCUUUGAUAUCAAGGCAUCAAACGAUCCACGGUUCCCUGGUGGUGGACUGUUAUGUGUUGACGGAGUAGGUCUCAAACUUUUAGACAGAGCAUCAAGGCAUACCAUUGUCGGCUAUGGAUAUGAUGAGAUUGUCAACUUUCGGUAUGAUGACAAUGAAUUCGUAAUGAGAACUGGAGACUUGCUACAAAAAAGAACCAUUCGUUGUGCUACUCGUCAAGGCUUUUGCAUUGCUGAUCUAGUUGUCAGCUACGUUCAAUAUCACGUUUCGCUCAAGAUGGUCGGUACGAACGAGGGACUCGCCGAGGCAAAUCGUGUCGCGUAA